Messenger RNA from Triticum turgidum subsp. durum (durum wheat), 2604 nucleotides. Lineage: Eukaryota; Viridiplantae; Streptophyta; Magnoliopsida; Poales; Poaceae. The record is from the annotation of a GenBank genome assembly.
AUGUUGCAAUCGAGGUCAGCAAUGGGUGCUUCUCCUGGGACGCCUCGCCUGAAAUGCCAACGCUCAAGGACCUCAACUUUCAAGCUCGUCUUUCAAGCUCGUCGAGGCAUGCGCGUCGCGGUCUGCGGCACGGUCGGCUCCGGAAAAUCGAGCCUGCUCUCUUGCAUUCUUGGCGAGGUUCCGAAGCUAUCAGGAGUGGUCAGGACCUGCGGGACAAUAGCGUAUGUGAGCCAGUCAGCGUGGAUACAGAGCGGCAAGGUUCAGGAGAACAUACUGUUCGGCAAGGAGAUGGACAGUGAGAAGUAUGACAGAGUGCUAGAGCUGUGUUCGCUGAAGAAAGACCUGGAGAGCUUCCCGUCGGGCGACCAGACGGUCAUUGGAGAGCGAGGCAUCAACCUCAGCGGUGGGCAGAAGCAGAGAGUUCAGAUAGCACGAGCUCUGUAUCAGGACGCCGACAUUUAUUUGUUCGACGAUCCCUUCAGUGCUGUCGAUGCUCAUACAGGAUCCCACAUAUUCAAGGAAUGCUUGCUUGGGGCUUUGGUUCAGAAAACAGUGGUGUAUGUCACUCAUCAGCUUGAAUUUCUACCUGCAGCUGAUCUUAUUCUGGUAAUUAAAGAUGGGGUAAUAGCACAAUCUGGCAGCUACAACGAAAUACUUGGCUCAGGGGAAGAGUUUAUGGAACUGGUUGGUGCUCACCAGGAUGCUCUUGCAGCAAUCGACGCAAUCGAAGUUCCAAAUGGAGCCAGUGAGGCUUUCUCGUCUAGCGGCGCAGCAAGCCUGUCGGGAUCACUGCCAUCAGCUGAGAAGAAGGAUAAGCAAAAUGUCAAGCAAGAUGAUGGCCAUGGUCAGAGUGGGCAGCUGGUGCAAGAAGAAGAAAGGGAGAGGGGCAGGGUGGGGUUUUGGGUCUACUGGAAGUAUCUCACCUUAGCUUAUGGGGGAGCUCUUGUGCCAUUCGUGCUGCUCGCGCAGAUGCUUUUCGAAGUGCUUCACAUUGCUAGCAAUUACUGGAUGGCCUGGGCUGCUCCUGCGUCGAAGGACGUCGAGCCUCCGGUCAGCAUGUACACAUUGAUAUACGUCUAUGUAGCAUUGGCCCUAGGAAGCUCGGUGUGCACCUUCGUGAGAGCCCUGUUUCUUGUGCCAGCUGCAUACAAGACAGCAACUCUGCUGUUUAACAAGAUGCAUGUGUCCAUAUUCAGAGCUCCGAUGUCUUUCUUUGAUUCCACUCCAAGUGGGCGCAUCUUGAAUAGGGCUUCGACUGAUCAAAGCCUGGUGGACACCAGCAUUGCUAACAGGAUGGGCUCUAUUGCGUUUGCCUUCAUACAACUUGGUGGAACUGUUGUUGUGAUGUCUCAGGUUGCAUGGCAGGUCUUUGUUGUUUUCAUUCCUGUAAUUGCUAUCUGCCUCUGGUAUCAGCGCUACUACAUUGAUACAGCCAGAGAGUUGCAAAGGAUGGUCGGGAUUUGCAAAGCUCCUAUCAUACAACAUUUUGUAGAAUCAAUAACUGGAUCGACAAUCAUUAGAAGUUUUGGCAAGGAAAAUCAGUUUUUAGCAACUAAUAACCAGCUAAUGGAUGCCUACUCACGACCAAAAUUCUACAAUGCUGGAGCAAUGGAGUGGCUUUGCUUCCGCAUGGAUAUGCUAUCAUCCCUUACAUUUGCCAUCUCUUUGAUAUUUUUAAUCAAUCUGCCGACCGGUAUCAUCGAUCCAGGAAUUGCUGGCCUUGUAGUCACAUAUGGGCUUAAUCUGAACAUAAUGCAAGUAACGCUUGUAACAAGCAUGUGCAAUUUGGAGAACAAGAUCAUCUCAGUAGAGAGAAUUUUGCAAUACCUAAGCCUUCCUGAAGAGGCCCCUCUUUCAAUAUCUGAAGAUGGGUUGGCUCAUAACUGGCCGUCAGAGGGAGAAAUUCAGCUCCAUAACCUCCAUGUGAAAUAUGCUCCACAACUACCGUUUGUUCUGAAGGGCCUUACAGUCACUUUUCCUGGAGGCAUGAAGACGGGUAUUGUUGGUAGAACAGGCAGUGGUAAAUCAACACUCAUACAGGCCCUUUUCCGUAUCAUGGAUCCCACCGUCGGCCAGAUAAUAGUAGACGGCGUCGACAUUUGCACCAUCGGGUUGCAUGAUCUGAGAUCUAGAUUGAGCAUUAUUCCGCAAGACCCAACGAUGUUCGACGGAACCGUGAGACACAACCUUGACCCUCUAGGAGAGUACACUGACAAUCAAAUCUGGGAGGCCUUGGAUCACUGUCAGCUAGGAGAUGAAGUUCGGAGAAAGGAGCUCAAACUCGACUCACCAGUGCUGGAGAACGGAGAGAACUGGAGCGUGGGCCAGCGUCAGCUCGUCUGUCUCGGCAGGGUGAUCCUGAGACGGACCAAGAUACUGGUCCUGGACGAAGCCACCGCUUCGGUGGACACCGCAACAGAUAACCUGAUCCAGAAGACACUGCAGCAGCAUUUCUCAGGGGCGACCGUCAUCACGAUCGCGCAUCGAAUCACCUCGGUCCUUCACAGCGAUAUAGUCUUGCUUCUUGACAAUGCGUGGCUGUGGAGCACCAAACGCCAGCCAGGUUGCUGGAGGACAAAUCCUCUCUGUUCUCAAAGCUUGUAG